UUGAUUUCAAAUUCAAAACGUGCAGAGAAAAAAGAGAAGACUCGGAAAAAACUUGCUACUAUCCAACAGUUGUGCAGCCGUUACCUGACUCCCGCACCACAGAACAAGAUUGGACCACAAAAACAGACUGGACCACAGAAACAUACUGGACCACAAAACCAAACUAGACUACUGAAGCGGACAGAGAGAUCUGAGAUGGUUGACGUGAAUAAUUGCCGUUUAACAGUUUUUAAAAAGCUUCACGACAAGCUGUACGACUACCAGCGAGAGGGGGUCUCCUUCCUGUACGGCCUCCACAGAGAUGGGCACAAAGGGGGGAUUCUGGCAGAUGACAUGGGGCUCGGGAAGACCAUCCAGAUCAUAUCGUUCCUCUCUGGCAUGUAUGACAACGAGCUGAUAAAACACACUCUGCUCGUCAUGCCAACGUCGCUCAUCCCAAACUGGACCAGGGAGCUCGCCAAAUGGACUCCUGGCAUUAGGGUCACAACAUUUCACGGCAUCAGUAAGGUGGAGAGGAGCAGGAGUUUGGAGAAAGUUCGGAGGAGGAGAGGUGUGGUUAUCACCACAUACACCAUGCUGGUAUACAACUGGCAGCAGCUGUCCUCCUACCGAGGACAGGAGUUCUGCUGGGACUAUGUGAUCCUGGACGAGGCUCACAAGAUAAAAAACACAUCCACCAAAACAGCCAAGAGUGCCUAUGCCAUCCCGUCCAGGAACCGGAUCCUCCUGACAGGAACUCCGGUCCAGAACAACCUGAGGGAAAUGUGGACUCUCUUUGAUUUUGCUUGCCAAGGUGCUCUCUUGGGGACGGCGAAGACUUUCAAAACAGAGUAUGAGAACCCCAUCACUCGAGCCAGGGAGAAGGACGCCACCCCAGGAGAAAAGGCUCUGGGUUCACGGAUGUCCGAAAACCUCAUGGCCCUAAUAAAACCCUACUUCCUGCGUAGGACAAAGUCUGAAGUCCAGAAAAAGAAGACGAUGGUCAAAGAAGAACCCUCAGGUAAAAAGGACAAAACAGACUCUGGAGCAGUUAUGCCCAAACUGACCCGAAAGAACGACCUGAUUGUCUGGACCUACCUGAGCGCCGUCCAGGAGGACAUUUACAGGCAGUUCAUUGACUUGGACCACAUUAAGGAGCUGCUCAUGACCUCCAGGUCCCCUCUGGCUGAGUUGAACAUCCUGAAAAAGUUGUGCGACCACCCGCGACUCCUUUCUGCCGGGGCAAUAGCUAAGCUGGGGCUUGAGGAAGACGGCCCGCAGGGCGAUGGUAGCGACGCCAACGCCAACGGCAUCGCCAACAUCCCAGACGAUACCCUGAUAUCAGAGUCUGGGAAGCUGGUCUUUCUGCUGGCUCUGCUGGAGAAGCUCAGAGAAGAAGGCCACCGCACGCUGGUGUUUGCGCAUUACAGGAAGGUCCUGGACAUCAUUGAACGCAUCCUUGGCAACAGGGGCUUCAAAGUGCUGAGGCUGGAUGGCACAAUAACACAGCUGGCAGAGAGGGAGCGGCUCAUCUCCCGCUUUCAGGAGGACCGGCGCUACUCCGUCUUCCUCCUCACCACUCAGGUGGGUGGAGUCGGCAUCACCUUGACGGCGGCUGACCGAGUGGUCAUCUACGACCCCAGCUGGAACCCGGCCACCGACGCCCAGGCCGUGGACCGCGCCUACCGCAUCGGCCAGACCCAGAACGUCGUCAUCUACCGGCUGAUCACCUGCGGCACUGUGGAGGAAAAGAUCUACAGGCGGCAGGUCUUCAAAGACUCCCUCAUCAGGCAGAACACCGGCGACAAGAAGAACCCGUUCCGCUACUUCAGCCGGCAGGAGCUGAAGGAGCUCUUCACUCUGGAGGAGCCCAGGUCCUCGUCCACGCAGCUGCAGCUGCAAGCUCUGCACUCCAGACACCGGCGGACCGACCCGGCCCUGGAGCAGCACAUCGCCCAGCUGCACGCCAUGCACAUGUUUGGCAUUUCAGACCACGACCUCCUGUUCUCCCUCGACAUCCACCACGACGAGGCCCCCGAGAACCCGGAGGAGCACAACUACAUCGAAGGGCGGGUCCAGAAGGCUCAGGAGCUGGUGAGGGCCGAGUGCCAGCUGCAGCUGGCCGAGAGCACAGAACCAUCCGCCAACAGCAAAGAGACGUCCUAUGAAUGGAAUCCCACAGAUCCAGGACCUCGUCCCUCCCUUUCACUGCCUGACAACAACUUUUUAGACCAGUCUGGUUCCAGGGAGCGGCUGGACCAAUCGGAAAGCUCUUCGGGGAACGACAGAAGCCUGUUUUAUGUCACAGCAGAUGACAACGACCAGGGUUUGUGUGAAACUUCCCUCUCUGAGAUGGACUUGAAACACAAAAGGGUUUCCAUCCCGCGGCAGUCCGACUCACGAUUCAGAGGAGAAUCCCACAAAAUGAGCCCUGAACCUGAAUUGUUUGAUGAAAACUUUAAAGAUGGCCAGGGUGAUUUUUUUGCAGAGUCUGAGACUGAAGAGGAGCAACAGAAGCUGCUGUCCCAGCUUCAGAUGAACGGCAGCUUUGACGUCUACAGGUCUCUGUCAGAGAGUCUGCACAGACAGAACCUCAGCAGGUCUAGGACUGGGUCCAACACGGCCGGGAUUUACAGCAGAGAAGAAGAACAGCAACUGAGCCAUGUGCCCGAAAGCUUUUUCCAGUUUCCAGGAACAUCCACAGCCAGACUGACACCCUCUGGUUCUUCCCCUGACCACUGCAGGAUGAGCGUGGAUGGAACCAGCUCUGUGGUCUCACGCCGGCCCCUGAUCCAGUCCUUCCAGUCCAUCGGGGAUGUGGAGGAGGUUUACUUUUCAGAGAUAGAUUCUGAGAAAGAGGAACAGAAUAGGAAAGAAGAGAAGUCAGGAGAUGUUUGGGAUACCUCUGCAGAGGAGAGGGGAAGACAGACAAGGAAGACAAGAAGGAGAACGACGAAGGUGAUUGGACUGCAGUGGAGGAGGAGGGUGGGGAGGCAACUGAGGAGGAGCAGCAGGAGGAUCUCUCUGAGGCAUCAGAAUCAGGACUUCUGCCUCUCAUCAACUGGAAACCCUGAGCCGGCCUUCAACUCGGAGGUCUACGACUCGCUGGUCAGAAGAGGGAAGGAGUGUUGCAGCCUGGGCAAGCUGCAGGAGGCCCUGGAGUUCCUCCUGAAAGCCAUCGACAUCAAACCAGGAGACCCUGAUGUUCAGCUCAUGACCAUCCAGCUCUAUCGGCAGCUGGGCCAGCAGGGAAGCUCCGAGGGCCAGAGCCCCACAAAGAUGUCCCCUCAAGAUCCCAACUGUCAAAGUUUCACUGAU
Menidia menidia (Atlantic silverside) is the source of this 3297-nucleotide messenger RNA. The record is from the annotation of a GenBank genome assembly. Lineage: Eukaryota; Metazoa; Chordata; Actinopteri; Atheriniformes; Atherinopsidae.